AUGACUUCAAUAAAUACAACCCAAUUUCAUCCCUAUUCUUUUUUCCUUCUGGGGAUCCCUGGCUUAGAAUAUACACAUAUAUGGAUUGGCUUCCCUUUUUUUGCUGUGUACCUGACAGCCUUACUUGGCAAUAUUAGCAUUCUCUCUGUGAUUUAUACAGAAAGUAGCCUUCAUCAACCUAUGUUCUACUUCCUGGCCAUUUUGUCAUCGAUUGACCUGGGCCUAUCCACAUCCACCAUUCCAAAGAUGCUUGGUAUCUUCUGGUUUAAUCUGCGAGAAAUUUCCUUUGAGGGAUGUCUUAUCCAGAUGUUCUUCAUCCACCUCUGCACUGGCAUGGAGUCAGCUGUGCUUGUGGCCAUGGCCUAUGAUCGAUAUGUGGCUAUCUGUAAUCCUCUUCAUUACACACUGGUGCUGACAAACAAGGUGGUCUGCCUCAUAGCACUGGUAAUCCUACUGAGACCUUUAGCCUUUGCCAUACCCUUUGUUAUGUUGAUUCUCCGGUUACCAUUUUGUGGACAUCAAAUUAUCCCUCAUACUUAUUGUGAACACAUGGGUAUUGCCCGGUUGUCCUGUGCCAGCAUCAAGGUCAACAUUAUCUAUGGCUUAUGUGCAAUAUCUAUCCUGGUAUUUGACAUCAUAGCUAUCAUCAUUUCCUACGUCAAGAUCCUCAGUGCUGUUUUUCGUCUCCCCUCCCAUGAAGCCCGACUCAAAGCCCUCAGUACCUGUGGUUCUCAUGUGUGUGUCAUGUUAGCUUUCUACACUCCUGCAUUUUUUUCAUUCAUGACCCACAGGUUUGGCAAGAAUAUUCCACGCUACAUUCACAUCCUUCUGGCUAAUUUGUAUGUUGUUGUCCCCCCUGCUCUCAACCCUGUGAUAUAUGGUGUAAGGACUAAACAGAUUAGAGAACAGGUGCUCAAAGUGUUUUCCAAGAAAAAAGUAUAG
Erinaceus europaeus (western European hedgehog) is the source of this 942-nucleotide messenger RNA. RefSeq names its product olfactory receptor 52E1-like. NCBI's taxonomy places the organism in Eukaryota, Metazoa, Chordata, Mammalia, Eulipotyphla, Erinaceidae. The transcript has a single exon. Gene Ontology annotation, biological process: G protein-coupled receptor signaling pathway. The record is from RefSeq and is a predicted model, not a curated record. Gene Ontology annotation, cellular component: membrane. The coding region runs from base 1 to 942 and encodes 313 amino acids. Gene Ontology annotation, molecular function: olfactory receptor activity; G protein-coupled receptor activity.